Molecule: messenger RNA, 8195 nt
Organism: Oryctolagus cuniculus (rabbit)
Lineage: Eukaryota; Metazoa; Chordata; Mammalia; Lagomorpha; Leporidae
Source: RefSeq, a predicted model, not a curated record
ACUCGGGGGAAAGGGCGUGACUGAGGCUUCAGAAAAAUGUGGAGAAUUCUGGCAUCCUCCCAGCGUGCCAGUGCGAACCUCUCUAACCGGAACCGAGGAAACACUUGCUCUCAGGACCCCGUUCCUUGGCUAGGGGCGGUUGCGCCAGCUGUCCCGCGCCCUCGGAAUGGGCGCCCCCAAUAACGCUGGCCCUGGCUAGCGCCGUCACGGGACGAUGAGGUGUGGACCAGCUCAGCCACGGGAAGGGCUUUCUAGAUUGCCCUUUGUUGUUGCCUGGGACUGGCCUCCUUCCUGGACUCUCCUCCCUCCCGCCUUCCCGCCAAGGCCGAGCGGCCUCGGGAGACGGGAAAUAGAACUGAGGUGAAGUCGAGGGCAACAGCCCCCUCCCUGGGUGUCCUGGAGCGGCAAGGAGACUUACAGGCGCCUGCUCUUCUAGUGUUUAGUGGAGUGUAUUUUGUGAGGAACGUGUGUUCGCCUCUUCAAGCCGUCCUUCCUCAAACGUGGGUUUUAAGCACAUGGAAGCCCCUCUCUUUUUAAUGACGACCCCAUCAAAGGUUCUAUGUGAUCCUGGCUGAAUUGCUUAACUUUUUUGUCAGCUUAAUGAGUAUAUUAUGAAUAGGCAUAAUAACAACGACUAUGCCUCUGGCUUAUUAGAACUAAGUGAGUUAGUGUAGUUAAAAUGCUUAAAACCGUCAUGUCAUAUAGGAAAUACCCUCUAUGUUAGCUAUAUGUUUACAGUUAAAAGUCUAAAAGAAGUGGGUGACCCAAAGCUUAUCUGCCUGGACCCCACUACCCUAUCAACACCUGAAUUUCUCAAAAUUCCAGAGGCAUUUUCAAAAUCAUCGGCCAUAGACCCCUCCCUGGCUUUAUGACAAUGUGGCAUAGACUUUAAAGACUUGAGUUCGGGGGCAGCGUUUCCCUCAGGGGUGAAAAUGCUUCUUGGAAUGCCUCCAUCCCGUAUUGGCCUGCCUGGGUUUCAGUCCUGGCUCCACUCCUGAUUCCAGCUUCCUGCUAAUACAUCCUGAGAGCAGCAGGUGAUGGUGGCUUUACAUAGUUGAGUGCACACCGGCAUUGAGUUCCAGGCUUCUGGCUUUGGUCUGACUCGCUCCCAGUUUGGGGGCAUUUAGGGAGUGAACCAGCGGAUGGAAGUGCUCAUCCUCAUUUCUCUCUCUCUCUCAUCUGUUUUUUGACUAAAUAAAAAGUAAAAGAAAAAACAAUGGGCUUUUUUGUCUGACAAACAGCAGUCUUUAAAACCUGCUGUUUUGUUAUCCACCAGCUGCCAUUGGAAAGCUAUUUAACCUCAGUGCUCUCAUCCAUAAGAUGAAAAUUUCAGUGUAAUUAAACAGUGGUAGCUAGCAGUUAAGUGUCCUAAAUACACAGACAGUGACCCAAUAUUCCAACCCAUAGAAUGAAUAUUAGUCAUGGUUGUUAAGGAAUGGUGUGAAUAAUCCAUGUAAUUUACCUUUCAGCAUUCCUGGCACAUAAUGGUAUUUAAUUUAUAAUCUCAUUUUUAAAAUAAUAGGCAUUGAGACUAAAUUAUUUUUUAUUGGAGGUUAUGAAAGGUGUAACAGUCUCCUGCACUUUGUGCAUUUUUAAACUUAUUUUGAGAGGGAAAUGGAACCUGGGAUUUCGUUUCAAACAACAGAUUGCUAAUUAAUAACACUAAUCUUUACCACCUUUUGCUCCCAGACACACUGAUGAUGUCUUCUUAGUGCCAAGGUUGGUGAAUACAGGGAAUAGUCGGGGCUUUUUCACAUUAAAAGAAAAGGUGAACUGCUCUUCUCAUGUCAUAAGAGGAAUCUCUGUUGAAGAUUGUGGAUGGGGGGAUGAGUCUAAGAAAUGGCCGCCUGAAUGAGCUCUUGGCUUCCUUGCCUAUAGCUGUCUGUUGGUUUCUCCUAAAACCGAAGAAUAGUGGCUCCUAGAAACAUGGAGAUUAGAACAAUGACUUAGAGGCCUUAUUUUCUCCUCCAGGAAGUCUCUCUCCCAGAUACCCACAUGGCUCACACCCUCACUUCCUGCACAUGUCACCUUAGCAGUGCCUUCCCUCUCCACUCAGAGAAAGAGGACCCAUCGCUCACCCUUCUGCCCCCGCACUAAGUUCCAAGGCCCUAUUUUUCAUCAUAGCAACGAUUACCACCUGAUACUCCACAGCUGAUUAUCUGCCCGCCUUAGGUAGCAGGUAAGCUUCCUAAGAGCGAGGCAUAGUGGAAGGAGACUGGAUGUUUUGUUCACUGCCAGAGGGGGCCCAGAAACCUGCCAGGCACGGCGGUGGUGAACAAUAAUGGCAUGGAUUAUUGGACUGAUAGGAUGAAUAAAGGGAUUCUGUCUGCUGGGAGUCAGCCAGGAUGGGAAAAGCUCAUUCUAAGACUUUAACAUGUGACUGUUUGUUCAUCAGGAACGAAGGGGCCUGUGUGCCUGGCAGGUGUGCUGAGUGCAGAGGAUCCCAUGUUGAACAAUGUAUCUUCUCGGGAAAGGCGUGGGAGCAGCGCCCUGCGCCGGCCAGCCAAUGGGAAGGAGACUCGCAGUGGGGCUGUGGGGCCAACCACCCGGGAGGCCCUCACAGCUGUAGGCUCUGGUUUGCAGGGAGGGGAGGGGUUAUAAGCCCAAAGGUGCGCUUCUCUCAUCAAGCAGCAAGUGCCCGUUGAAGCUUCCCUUCCCGAUUUUGAGCGCUGGGAUUUCACCUUCGUCACCGACGCCCACCGAAACCCAAGUUUUCCAUAGGUCCUAUUCAUUCCACCUUAUUUUGAUUACUUUUCCCCACUGGAGCCUGAAUAUUAAUCCAUAGACAAGAUGGCAGCUUCUUCAUCUUCCUACUUUUCUGAUUUUGGGCUGCUGCUGUAUUUGGAGGAGCUAAACAAAGAGGAAUUCAAUAAAUUCAAGUUACUUCUAAGGGAGACCAUGGAACCGGGGCCUUGCCUGAUACCCUGGACGGCAGUGAAGAAGGCCAAGCGUGAGGAUCUGGCUAACCUGAUGAACAGAUAUUAUCCAGGAGAGCAGGCCUGGAGUGUGACGCUGAAAAUCUUUGGCAAGAUGAACCUGAGGGGUUUGUGUGAGAGAGCAAAAGCAGAGAUCAACCGGACAGCCACGGCUAUGGAACAAGAGGAUGUUGAGCCCAGAGAGAUGCAAGGUGACCAGGAAGCCAUGCUGGAUAGUGGAACAGAAUACAGAAUUCAAAUUAAGGAAAAAUUUUGCAUCAUUUGGGAUGAGAGCUCUUGGCUUGGAGAACUUGAAACUUUCCAUCGUGCAAUUUCUCAGGAAGAUGAAGAUUUGGUGGAGCAUUUGUUUGAUAUGGAUGUCAAAACUGGUGAGCAGCCACAGAUAGUGGUGCUUCAGGGAGCCGCUGGGGUUGGGAAAACAAAGUUGGCAAGGAAGGCAAUGUUAGAUUGGGCAAAGGGCAAUUUCUAUCAGAAGUUUUCCUAUGUGUUUUACCUCAAUGGGAGAGAGAUGAACCAGUUGAAGGAGACAAGCUUUGCUCAACUGAUAUCGAAGGACUGGCCCAGCGCAGAAAGUCCCAUUGAAAAGAUUCUGUCACAGCCAAGUGGUCUCCUUUUUAUUAUUGAUAGUUUUGAUGAACUGAACUUUGCCUUUGAGGAGCCUGAGUUUGCACUGUGUGAAGACUGGACCCAGGUGCACCCAGUGUCCUUCCUCCUGAGUAGUUUGCUGAGGAAAGUGAUGCUUCCUGAGUCAUCUUUAUUGUUGACAAUGAGACUCACAUCUUCCAAGAGACUGAAGAAUGUAUUGAAGAGUCAACGUUAUGUAGAAAUACCCGGAAUGCCUGAGCAGAUAAGAAAGGAGUAUAUUUACCAGUUUUUUGAAGAUGAGGAGUGGGGCAAGAAAGCAUUCAGUUUGCUAAGAAGCAAUGAGAUGCUUUUUAGCAUGUGCCGGGUCCCCCAGGUGUGCUGGAUUGCUUGUACUUGUCUGAAGCGGGAAAUGGAGAAGGGUGGUGAUGUCACAGUCACCUGCCAGACAACCACAGCUCUUUUUACCAGCUACAUUUCCAGCUUGUUCACAUCAGUAGAUGAAUGCUGUCUUAGUCUGCCCAACCAGGACCAACUGGGGAGGCUGUGCCACUUGGCUGCAAAAGGAAUAUGGACUAUGACACAUGUGUUUUACAGGGACAAUCUCAGAAAGCAUGGGUUGACCAAAGAUGAUGUUGCAAUUUUUCUGGACAUGAAUAUUCUUCAAAGGGACAGAGAGUAUGAAAAUUGCUAUGUGUUCACCCAUCUACAUGUUCAGGAAUUUUUUGCAGCUAUGUUUUAUAUGUUGAAGGACAACUGGGAAGCUAGGGAUUAUCCUGUUGAGUCUUUUGAAGAUUUGAAGUUGUUACUUGAAAGCAAAAAUGAUAAAGACUCUAAUUUGAUGCAGAUGAGAUGCUUUUUGUUUGGACUAUUGAAUGAAAAGAAAAUAAAACAACUGGAGGAAGCUUUAAAUUGUAAAACAUCAUUGGACAUAAAACAAGAGUCGCUUCAGUGGAUGGAAGAAUUAGGAAACAGUGACUACUCUCCAUCCGAGCUGGGAUUUCUGGAAUUGUUUCACCACCUGUAUGAGACUCAAGAUGAAGCAUUUAUAAGUCAGGCAAUGAGCUACUUCCCAAAGAUUGACAUUAAAAUGUGUGAAAAAAACCAUUUGCUUGUGACUUCAUUUUGCCUUAAGCACUGCCGAUGCUUGCAGACCAUUAAACUGUCGGUAUCAGUGAUAUUUGAGAAGAAGAUAGUAAACUCAAGUUGCCCAGCCAAAACUUGGCAAAACGAUGAAGAUCUCAUUAUUCGUUGCUGGAAAGAUCUCUGUUCUGUGAUUCACACAAAUGAACACUUGAAAGAACUGAACCUGUGCCAUAGCAACCUUGAUGAACUAGCGAUGAGGAUUUUUUAUCAAGAACUUAGUCACCCAAACUGUAAACUGCAAAAGCUACUGUUGAGAUUUGUCUCCUUUCCUGAUGGUUGCCUGGGCAUCUCUAACUUUCUGACUCAGAACCAGCAUCUGAUGCACCUGGACCUGACUGGCAGUGAUAUAGGGGAUAAUGGAGUAAAGGCCUUAUGUGAAGCUCUCAAACACCCAAGGUGUAAACUGCAGAGUCUGAGAUUAGAGUCCUGUGACCUAACUACAGUUUGUUGUUUAAAUAUAUCCAAGGCUCUUAUUAGAAACCAGAGUCUGGGAUUUCUGAAUCUGUCAACCAAUAAUCUGUUAGAUGACGGAGUGAAGCUGUUAUGUGAGGCCUUAAGACACCCGAAGUGUCCUCUGGAGAGACUGUCCUUAGAAAGCUGUGGCCUCACAGAAGCUGGUUGUGAGGAUCUUUCUUUGGCUCUCAUCACCAAUACAAGGCUGACACAUUUAUGUUUGACAGAUAAUGUCUUAGGAGAUGGUGGAGUAAAGUUUAUGAGUGAUGCUUUGCAGCACCCACAGUGUACUCUACAGAGCCUUGUGCUGAGGCGCUGCCAUUUGACUUCACUUAGCAGCAGAUGUCUUUCCACUUCUCUUCUCUACAAUAAGAGCCUGAGACAUCUGGACCUGGCAUUAAACUUCCUACAAGAUGAAGGAGCAAAGCUUCUGUGUGAUGUCUUUCGGCAUCCAAGCUGCAGUCUUCAGGAUGUGGAAUUAGUGGGUUGUGCUAUUACAAGUGCUUGUUGUCUGGAUCUGGCUUCUGCUAUUUUGAACAACCCAAAUAUUUGGAGCAUGGACCUUGGGAACAAUAACUUGCAGGAUGGUGGAGUGAAAAUUCUGUGUGACGCUUUGAGACAUCCAAACUGUAACAUCCAGAAGCUUGGGUUGGCAUACUGUGGUUUGACUUCUCUCUGUUGUCGGGAUCUCUCCUCUACUCUUAUCAGCAACCAAAGACUGAGAAAAAUUAAUCUGACACAGAAUCCCUUAGGGUCUGAAGGGAUUAAGAAGUUAUGUGAAGUAUUGAGGUCUCCACAAUGUAAACUACAAACUCUAGGGUUGUGCAAAGAGGCCUUUGAUGAGGAAGCCCAGAAGCUGCUGGAAGCUGUGACACUUAAGAAUCCACAUUUAGUCAUUAAGCCAGACUAUAACGAUCACAAUGAAGAUGAUGGGUCUUGGUGGCAGUUCAAUGAUAGCAGUGAAGAAGAUGGGUCCUGGUAGCAGUGUUUCUCAUGUGAAGAAUCUGACAUCCCAUAAAAAAAUCAGAAAAACUUCAGAGUAACAGGGUCUGUUUCUUAGCUUUAGAUAAUGUAGUCCCACAGAGAUAACACUUGACAUCUGUUAGACAUAAGGUAGUCACUUUUCUGUAAAAUGUUCAUUCUACAUCACACAUAGUUGGAGAGGCUAAAAUAAAAUGAAACUUAAAGCUUUCUGAAAAGUGUAAGAUAUUUUUAAUUGAAUACAAAGGUUAAGGACUCAUAAGAGAAGGCCAGAAUUGAGGCUCCAAGAUGGGAAUAGAGAAGAUUAAAGUGUCUUGUUUUCUGUUCAAUUCCCACUGCCUAGGCUUAAUUCACAGCCUCACUAUCUCUGGCUCUUUUUAUUGGAAUGCUUCUCCAUGUAUGAUCUUGAUGACCAGUGUCAAAGUCACAUGGGUGCUGUCUUAAAAUGCAGAUUACUUAGCAUACCAGAUAUAGUGAAGCUGAACAUAUAAGUAAUAGUCUUUAGGACCCAGCAUUUUUAAUUUCCCUGGCAAUUCUUUAUGCACACUAAUAUUUGAAAAUCACUAGUUUCAUUAGAAAUGGGAGCCUACUUUUAUGAUGAACAAUUUCUGUAGUUCUGUGGGGAGGGGGGAAGGUUUAAUUUUCUUUAAGGUGGUAUGAAGUUAGUGUGGGUUAUAGCUAAACAUGGAUUCUUCCAUUUGACAAAAUCAUGGCACAAUAAAUUUACCUGUGAAAGACCGUUCUGCUUGUUCAUUGCUUUGUAACCAUCCCAAAUGUCACUUAAAAUGGAAACCAUUUUAUUGAAAUCUCAUAACUUGGUGUUUCUAGAAUUCAGAAAGGAUUCCGCUGAGUGUCUCUUACUUCACAUGGUAUCCUCUGGGGUUCCUUGGUAUUCAGCUGGCAGCCAGGUUGCUCUAGAGGCACCAAAGUAACUUUGACCCACAUGGCAAGGAUGGCUGAAAGGCUGUGUGUAGCUGUGCCCCUUAUCCCUCUACCUCAGGGCCUCUCUACAUGGUGGUCUCUGCUGCAGGGAGGAUGGAUUUCUGGGGUGGGAGGUUAAGGGUUUGAAAAGAGUCAGGGAAAGGUGCCGAUUGUCUUGAAAGCUAGGCCUGAAUUGGUAUAAAGUCACUUCUAUCAUUGUACAUUGGCAAAAAUAGUCCAGGCCAGCCCAAGUUCAAGGUCAGUUCUUGAUGGGAAUAAUGUCAAAGAAUGUGUGGCCUUUAGUCUACUACAAACCAUCAAUUUUUCUCUACUUGUCUACCAGAAAUAAGACAGCUUUUUAAUUGGUUAUAAAGAAACUUUUUUUAGAUUUUAUUCAUUCAUUUGACAGAGCUACAGACAGUGAGACAGAGAAAGGUCUUCCUUCCGUUGGUUCACUCUAGCUCCAGCCAUUGCGGCCAUUUACACCUAUCCGAAGCCAGGAGCCAGGUGCUUCUUCCUGGUCUCCUAUGCAGGUGCAGGGGUCCAAGCACUUGGGCUAUCUUCUACUGCUACCCCAGGCCACAGCAGAGAGAAGGACUAGAAGAGGAGCAACCAGGACCGGAACAGGUACCCAUAUGGGAUGCCAGCACCGCAGGCAGAGGAUUACACUGCACUGGCUAAAGAAAAACAUUUUAUCUCACCCAGUCACUCAACGAUUCUGGCCACCAAAAUGUGUGGGCUUUUCCCACAACAAGCAGUUUUCCAGCACUGGGGUGAGGGUCCCAUAAUCCAAUUCACUUCUGAUGUUAUCAACCAAGAGAGCAUCAGGUCCCACAGGACUGCCCUGAUUCCAGGUGCCAGUCCCAUGUUGUGACCUGUGCUUCUGACCAACCAACCAGAAAUAGAAGUUCUCCCAACCAUGCCCUGGUGGUGUUUCCUUGAAUUCUUUGAGGCAUCCUAGUAAACACUGAUCUUUACUCAUUUACUGUAAGGAUACUACAAAGGAUACAAAUGAAGAGCCAGAAGAACAAGGGUAGGUUCAGAAGGGUUUUGAAGUCCCCAUGGAUUUGGGGUGCACACACUCUUGGCACAUAAGAUAUAUUCAGCAACUGGAAACUCUGAACUCCCAUCUUUUUCAGUUUCUAUGGAAGCUUCAUUAGGUAGACAAGAUUAAUA